Bombyx mori (domestic silkworm) is the source of this 2204-nucleotide messenger RNA. Its product is annotated as visual pigment-like receptor peropsin. Gene Ontology annotation, molecular function: G protein-coupled photoreceptor activity. The transcript has 8 exons. Gene Ontology annotation, cellular component: plasma membrane. Gene Ontology annotation, biological process: phototransduction; G protein-coupled receptor signaling pathway; cellular response to light stimulus. The record is from RefSeq and is a predicted model, not a curated record. Bases 1187 to 2068 code for a protein of 293 amino acids. Lineage: Eukaryota; Metazoa; Arthropoda; Insecta; Lepidoptera; Bombycidae.
AUUUGAUACGUUUUACCUUCACCCUUAACGGUCGCUGUAAAUUUUCUCCGUAUUUAACUGAGGCGAAUCGACGUGCGUUUCCCGCGAGCGUCCAAUAGGCACCUGAUGUUUAAUUUAAGAUGUUGUAUAAUUAAUAGUUUGAGUUAAAUCUAUCCUCUUGUUUUUCUAUCUUGUUUUUAUUAAUUAAUGAUUGCUGAAGAGCGCUUUGUCUAACACGAAAAUGGGUUAAGAAACGAAUGUACAGUUUUACCUACGUUUAGAAUAAAAGUAGCUUCAAAUUAAAUGAAUAAAUUAGAAAAAAUGUCGAAAUAUCAAUGGAAAUUUAAUCCGUAAUGUGAAUUAUUUUUAGCAUAGAUAAACUGGUUAUUUUUGGCUUCAUCGAAAUUUCGAAAAAUAGGGGUCAUUUUACUCGAUAUCAGUACUAUUUCAUAGUCGCGCAAGUUAUUCGAUAGAUUAUAUGCAAGUUUUAUUAUUAUGUUGACUUGUUGAUUCGCUGUGUGUCUUGCGAGGAGGCUAUUCGCUCACAGUGGAGAGAGCAUAUAAAUAAAUAAAUUAUGUACUAUUAUAUUUGUGGUUGCGAUAGAGUAAGUAUUCCAAUCCGUAAAUGAAGAAUGGAAAGCAGUCGAAGUCGCCCAAAACACGUCAUCUCGGAUCCUCCCGAUCCACUAACGGUGCUUUUAGGUACUUCAAGCACCGGUCACCGUUCUCGUCGAACCCGUCGCUUGCGACGAAGGGCUCGGCGAGUAAAUUAACCCUCAGAUACAGCCCACUGAGUUUCUCGCCGGAUCUUCUCAGUAGGUCGCGUUUCCGAUCCGGUGGUAUAUUCUGCGAAGCAUGGCUCCUUGCUAGGGUUCGUGUUAGCAACGUCGUCAGGUUUGAGCCCCGUGAGCUCACCUACUAGUUAAGGUUACGCUGGAAUAGCCUCUCAAGGCUACCAGCUUAGGUAGGAAAAAAAAAACCGUAAAUGUAAUUAAUUUAACAAAUCUAAUUAAAUUCCAAAGAGUUCAACAAAAUAACGACUGUGACUGAGGUUAUAGGAUAAAUUUAUAUUAUUUUAAAUGUAGUAGAAUCAGUUAAUGGCCAAAAUGAUCUAUGAAAACGCACUGUGGGUGAACGCCAUAUAGCUAAGUCAAGUUGUGCGAGGAUAAAAAGGAGUUCAACAAUUAAAAAACAACCAUCAAAACUCAUGGGAGUGUUUGGGGCGCUGCUUAACGGCUGGUUGUUCGCUACCUUUAUUCAUAGCCACUUGUUAAUUUUCAAAAGUCACAUAUUGGUAUUCAAUCUGUGCGCGGCAUCGCUCGGAAGGAAUUUACUGGGAUUUCCUUUCUCGGGUUCUUCAGCUGUAGCAAAAAGAUGGCUGUUCGGUCCAUCCUGUUGUCAGCUAUUUGCGUUUUUCAAUCAAUUCUUUGGUGUCUUUCAAAUGACUUCAAUAUUCGUUUUAAUAUUGGAACGAUAUAUUCAAGUUAAGUUUUAUAAGCGUGAAAAAUCGGUGUACAUAAGGUUGUAUUGGACACUGAUCGCAGUAAGUUGGAUCAAUUCAUUUCUAUUCGCCACUCCUCCUCUGUUCGGAUACGGAUUAUAUUCGUGUGACACAACUGGAACAUCAUGCACCUUUCUUUGGCCUUCAAUGUCAUCGGGAGCAAAGCAAUUGGGUUACGCCGUGCCCUACAUUUUAAUUUGUGGACUCAUACCAAUUGUGGCAAUGUUUUACUACAUGGGAAAAGCGUUAAGAUUAGAAAAGAUAUUUUACAAGGGUGAACAACAAAGGGAACAAAAAUGUCUUACCCAGAGCGCACACGCGGUUUGUGUUGGCACAUUGGCCUUAUGGAUUCCAGCAGCUGUCCUAGCGGGAUGGCAAUGGGUACCGCUCCUCAUCAAAGGCUAUCGACCGCACGUGCCACCGACACUAGCUUUGAUCGCUUCCAUUGCUUCUGAAGCAGCAACUACUGUUCCUGUGCUGUGUUACCUAGCCGUGGAUGAGAGACUCAGAGCAGCGUUGUUGGGUAGAAUGCGAAAACAAUACGCUUUACUUCAACCCGAGCGAGCAAAGAUUUAUAAGAGAGUAUAGCAAAUUAGCGGUUACAGGUUUAAAUAAACAUAAGAAGAUAUUUAAAAAAAAAAUGGUCUAAAUUAUUUACAUAUAGAAAGAAUCGAUUCGAAUGUUUCGUAUUUUAUUCACUUAUAAUAAAUUAUUCCAAGUAAAA